Talaromyces atroroseus is the source of this 234-nucleotide messenger RNA. RefSeq lists its product as hypothetical. The record is from RefSeq and is a predicted model, not a curated record. The transcript has 2 exons. Lineage: Eukaryota; Fungi; Ascomycota; Eurotiomycetes; Eurotiales; Trichocomaceae. Bases 1 to 234 code for a protein of 77 amino acids.
AUGGCAUACAAGACCAACUACGAGCUGUGGUGUCAACACUGCAACCCGAUCAAUAAUGAAGAGCCAGACAGUCCAUCAGGCUCUACCACAAUGUCCACAUUUGAAGGUUCAGAAGACGGGUCAGACUACCUAUUCACGCCAACAACGAACCCAACUGUCGACAACGGUAAACGCAGAAAGAUUCGACAACGACUGCGACAGCUGUUGAAGCGUUGGCCCCGGUCAAACAAUUAA